Messenger RNA from Macrosiphum euphorbiae (potato aphid), 216 nucleotides. NCBI's taxonomy places the organism in Eukaryota, Metazoa, Arthropoda, Insecta, Hemiptera, Aphididae. The record is from the annotation of a GenBank genome assembly.
AUGGACUUUGGUGACUUUAGACAGACCCUGCCUGUGAUUACUAGAGGCACAUCAGUGGAUAAAAUAAAUGCCUGUUUGAAAGCAUUUAUGUUAUGGAGUUACGUGGAAAAGUUAUGUCAUACUACAAAAUAUAUGCGAGUACAACUGCACAAUAAUGCACAAUCAGGGAAAUAUGAGGCUGCUCUUCUAAAAAUUGGAGAAGAACGUACGGCAUGA